GGAAUUAGUUUUAGGGACAUUGUUAUCUGGUUGAUAAAUUUAAGAGGAUUACAUAAGAAAAUUGGAGGGAAAACUACACAUGCUAACAUUUGAAUUUUAUCUCCAUUUUCAAGAAACUUCAGAGGAUUUUAUUUUUAAAUUAAAGUGUUUUAAUUGAAUUUUGAUUUUAAAAAAAUGCCUCCUUUAGGAAGUGAUGGAAAGGCAGAUACUUUAGGGACAAAUAUUGGAGAUUUAUUUAAAGGUUCAGCUAAACCAAAGAUGGCUGGAAAGGGCAAGAAGAGAAGCAGAGAAUCAGAAGAUAACCAAACAAAGAAAAGACAGAGAGUUCACCAUCCAUGUCAUGGUAGUGUAGGAGGCGUGGUUCUGGUAUGCGGUGAGGGAGAUGUGGGACAGCUGGGUUUGGGAGUGGAUGUUAUUGGGAGGAAACGCCCAGCACUUGUCACUAUAGAAGAUCCUGUUAUUCAAGUAUGUGGCGGAGGAAUGCAUACUGUUUGUCUGACCGAGAAAGGGGAGGUGUAUACAUUUGGAUGUAAUGAUGAGGGAACACUAGGUAGAGAUACAUCAGAGGAAGGUAGUGAGACAGUACCUGGUAAAGUAGAUGGUUUGCCAAAGAUUGUAUAUGUGUGUGCGGGAGACAGCCAUACAGCCGCACUGUCGGAGGAUGGUCGUGUGUUUGCAUGGGGCAACUUCAGGGAUGCUAGUGGCUCGAUGGGAUUCACAACAAAUGGUAUACAGAACACACCAAUGCAUUUGUUGGAAGGGGAGACAAUUGUGAAAAUAACAUCAGGAGGAGAUCAUCUAGUCUGUUUGUCUGAUGUUGGUGAAAUAUUUACAUGUGGAUGUGCAGAACAAGGACAGCUAGGUAGAGUAGCUGAAUGUUUUUCACAAAGAGGAGGCAGAAAAGGAUUAGCAUCUAUUUUAACACCUGAAAUUGUGAGAUUUAGGAAAAAGAAAUCUGUAUUUUGUGAUAUCUGGGCUGGUCAAUAUAUCACAUUUGCCAAAGAGAAGAAUACAGGUGAAAUAUAUAGCUGGGGCUUGAACAAUUAUUUCCAAUUAGGUUUUAGUGAAAUGACUAACAGAUUUGUGCCAGAGAAAGUGAAAUCAUUUGACAAGAAGAAUUGGACAUGUUUAGAAGGUGGUCAACAUCACACUAUAGCUUUAGAUGACAAAGGAAACGUGUAUUCUCUGGGCAGGGCGGACUAUGGUCGUCUAGGGCUUGGUGAGCAUAGUGGCGAGGUUAAGGAACCGACGUUAGUUAAGUUGGAGAAAAAAUGUACCAGUAUAUCUGCAGGCCAGUCUGUGUCAUUUGCUCUCCUCGAAGAUGGUACUGUUGCAUCAUGGGGUAUGGGUACCAGCAGUCAGCUAGGUAAUGGUGAAGAAGAUGAUUCCUGGGUACCAAGCAAGAUGGAUGGGAAACAACUUCAAGAAAGGAAAGUUAUACAGGUAUCUGCAGGUGGUCAGCAUACAGUGUUACUAGCAGUGGACAAAUGAUAAUGGUAGUGGAUUUUAGCGUGUACAUAAUCUGUUUUUAUCUCAAGUGCAGCUACAAUCUUCCAUACAUUAUACAAGGAACUAUCACCCCGGAAAUUUCAUCAAAGUCCAUAUAAAGUUUUGUGUAAUGAACU
Ruditapes philippinarum (Manila clam) is the source of this 1625-nucleotide messenger RNA. RefSeq names its product regulator of chromosome condensation-like. Gene Ontology annotation, cellular component: cytoplasm. The coding region runs from base 175 to 1491 and encodes 438 amino acids. Gene Ontology annotation, molecular function: guanyl-nucleotide exchange factor activity. Lineage: Eukaryota; Metazoa; Mollusca; Bivalvia; Venerida; Veneridae. The transcript is spliced from 11 exons. The record is from RefSeq and is a predicted model, not a curated record.